AUGGAAGGUUUAGCCCAGUUCAAAAAUGUCCCUUUAGUGUUGUUUGUGAAUGGAAAAAAGAUAACCGAUGCUACUCCUGAUCCUGAAUGUACUCUGUUGACAUAUUUGCGUGACAAAUUACUUCUCUGUGGCACGAAGCUCGGAUGCGCCGAGGGAGGAUGUGGGGCAUGUACGGUGAUGGUGUCGAAGGUCGAUCGGAAAACUGGCCUUCUACAGCAUCUGGCGGUCAACGCUUGCCUUACACCGGUAUGUUCCGUUCACGGGAUGGCCGUAACAACGGUCGAGGGUAUUGGAAGCACCCGGACACGCCUCCACCCGGUACAGGAACGCAUCGCAAAGGCACACGGCUCGCAGUGCGGCUUUUGCACUCCCGGAAUCGUAAUGUCGAUGUACUCGUUGCUCCGCAGCUCUCCUGUUCCGUCCAUGAAAGAACUAGAGGUAGCUUUCCAGGGCAACCUAUGUCGCUGUACCGGAUAUCGACCGAUCCUCGAGGGAUACAAAACGUUUACCAAAGAGUUCGGCACCAACUGUGCCAUGGGAGAGAAUUGUUGCCGAAACGGAAACGGUACAGGCUGCGGACAGAACGGCAGCGAAAAAGAUAACGAGCUUUUCCAGCCGAGCGAAUUCAUCCCCUACGAUCCUUCCCAAGAGCCCAUCUUCCCACCGGAAUUGAAGCUAUCGGAUAAACUCGACUCAGAAUCGCUAGUUUUUCGUACGUCGCGCACGGCAUGGUACCGUCCGACGAAACUCGCCGAUUUGUUAGCGCUGAAAAAAGUUCAUCCGGAAACGAAGAUUGUGAUCGGUAACACGGAAGUAGGGGUGGAAGUCAAGUUUAAGCACUUUGAGUAUCCCGUCCUUGCCAAUCCUUCCCAAAUAAAGGAACUGACAAUAAUCGAGCGACAAGCGCAGGGAAUGAAAAUAGGAUCCGCAGUGACGUUGAUGGAAAUGGAAAACGCGCUCCGAAAGGAAAUUGAAACCGGUCCAGAGACUGAAACGCGUUUGUUUCAAGCUAUCGUUGACAUGUUGCACUGGUUUGCAGGCAAGCAAAUUCGCAAUGUAGCCUCGGUGGGAGGUAACAUAAUGACGGGAAGCCCUAUUUCCGACUUGAACCCCAUCUUUACUGCAGCUGCAAUCGAACUGGAAGUAGCAAGCCUAGACGGUGGAGUUCGGAAAGUGCACAUGGGCGAUGGAUUCUUCACUGGCUAUCGAAAGAACGUGAUUCAACCCCAGGAAGUUCUUCUGUCCCUGUUUAUCCCUCGGACCACCAAAGACCAGCACUUCAUUGCGCAUAAACAGGCCAAACGGCGGGACGACGAUAUAGCCAUCGUGAACGGAGCGUUCAAUGUUCAGUUUCGCCCGGGCACAGAUAUCGUCGAACAAAUCCAUCUGGCAUUUGGCGGAAUGGCGCCAACUACUGUUCUGGCCAAGAAGACGGCCGCUGCUCUAGUCGGAGCUCGUUGGGAUGCGCAGCUUGUCGAACGGUGCAACGAUUUGCUCGUGGAGGAACUUCCACUCAGUCCAUCGGCUCCCGGUGGUAUGAUCGUUUAUCGUCGAUCGCUCACGUUGAGCCUCUUCUUUAAGGCAUACCUAGCGAUCGCCCAAUCGCUUGACAAACAACAAAUCCCAAACAGGAAACCCAUUGAUGAUCGUGAGAAGAGCGGUGCCAGCACUUUCCAUACGUUAGUGCCGAAGAGCACUCAAUUGUUUGAAAAGGUUUCAGGCGAUCAACCCAUCACCGAUCCAAUCCGUCGACCACAAGUGCAUGCUUCAGCUUACAAACAGGUCACAGGAGAAGCAAUCUAUUGUGACGAUAUUCCAAAGUUUGUCAACGAGUUAUAUUUGGCAUUCGUGUGCAGCACGAAAGCGCACGCGAAAAUUCUAUCAAUCGAUCCAUCGGAAGCACUGAACCAGGAAGGUGUUCAUCGAUUCUUUAGUGCGGAAGAUCUGACCGACGAGCAAAACCGCCUUGGUGCAAUAGUGGAAGACGAGUGGGUGUUUGCGAAAGAUAUUGUUACCAGCCAGGGGCAGAUAAUUGGCGCCGUGGUAGCAGAGAAGGAAUCAACUGCUAAACAGGCUGCAAAAAAGGUUAAAAUUUUGUACGAAGACAUCUCGCCCAUCAUAGUGUCAUUGGAAGAUGCAAUCAUGAGACAAUCUUUCUUCCCGGAAGGAUCACUACGGCUGGAAAUCGGUGAUGUGGAUGCAACAUUCCAAUCAUCAAACACCAUUGUGGAAGGAGAGUGUCGCACAGGUGCUCAGGAACAUUUUUACCUUGAACCUAUUGCUUGCAUUGCUUUCCCACGUGAUUCAGACGAGUUGGAAAUCAUCAGCUGUAGUCAACAUCCGGCAGAAGCACAACGCAAAGUGGCCAAUGCAUUAGGCAUGCCAUGCCAUAAAGUGUUUUCACGGGUAAAACGUCUAGGUGGAGGAUUUGGUGGUAAAGAAACGAAAGUUGACCUGUUUGUCACACCCGUUGCAUUAGCCGCUUAUCGCCUGCGGAGGCCAGUUCGAUGUGUCCUGGAUCGAUGCGAUGAUAUGGCCGUUACUGGAACUAGACAUCCCUUUUUGGUGCAGUAUCGUGUGGCAGUCUCGGAGGAAGGAUUGCUACUGGCCGGCGAAUAUAAAGCCUAUUGUAACGCAGGUUAUUCGAGGGAUUUGUCAUAUUCCGUAAUGCAACGGGCUUUGUUGCAUAUUCAAAAUGCCUACAAAAUACCUACGCUUCGCAUUGAAGGAUGGGUUUGUAAAACCAAUAUUCCAUCCUGUACAGCUUUUAGGGGGUUCGGGUCUCCACAGGCGAUGCUUGUAGCCGAAACUGUUAUACGACACGUAGCACAGAAGCUAGAGCUUGAUCAUGUCGCAGUGAUCGAGCGAAAUUUGUACAACAAUGGUGAUCGCACACAUUACAACAAACUGAUAGACAAUUGUACAGUAAGGCGGUGCUGGAACGAACUUCUGGAAUCUUCUGAACUCCAAAACCGACAAAUCGAAGUGGACAACUUUAAUCGAGCUAAUCGAUGGCGCAAGCGUGGAAUCGAUGCAGUACCGACGAUGUACGGCAUUGCUUUCAACGUACCCGGUCUCGAUCAAUCUGGUGCAUUGGUACAUGUUUAUCAAGAUGGAAACGUGCUGAUAGCACACGGUGGCGUUGAAAUGGGACAAGGAUUGCAUACUAAAAUGAUUCAAGUAGCUGCUACUGCCCUUCAAAUUCCGUUCGAAAAGAUCCACUGCUCUGAGACCAAUACGGACAAGGUGCCGAAUACUUCGGCGACGGCUGCAAGCGUUGCCUCCGAUUUGAAUGGUGCUGCCGUUUUAAAUGCCUGCCAUAAACUUCUAGCACGUAUAGAACCCUACCAAAAGAAGGAUGCCACAGCGGGUUGGAACACCUGGGUCCAACAGGCCUAUCUUGAUCGGGUUUCUCUUUCUUCAACCGGUUUCUAUGCCACACCGGAUAUAAAUUACAAUUUUGCUACGAACACUGGCAAUCCCUUUCACUACUACACAUUCGGUGCGGCUUGCUCCGAGGUGGAAAUCGACUGUCUCACGGGAGAUCACCAGGUGUUGCGUACGGACAUUGUGAUGGAUGUGGGUUCUAGCAUCAAUCCUGCGAUCGACAUCGGUCAAAUCGAGGGAGGCUUCAUGCAGGGAUAUGGCCUCUUCAUGCUCGAAGAAAUGAUAUACUCGCCGACAGGUGAGGUAUACUCGCGAGGUCCGGGUACCUACAAACUCCCCGGAUUUGGAAACAUUCCUGGCGAGCUUAACGUCUCGCUGCUAACCGGAGCACCAAAUCCCCGGGCUGUUUAUUCAUCCAAAGCCAUCGGAGAACCACCACUAUUUUUAGCAUCGUCAGCGUAUUUUGCAACUAAAGCCGCUAUUGCAGCUGCACGAAAGGAAGAAGGGAUCUUAGAUAAUUUCAACCUAAUUGCCCCUGCUAGUGCAGCUCGCAUUAGGAUGCUCUGUAGCGAUAGCAUUACACAUAAGUUUCCCGAGGAAGAUACUACCAAAUCGUGGAAUGUAAUGGCAUAAAUGGGUUCCAAAA
Anopheles maculipalpis is the source of this 4033-nucleotide messenger RNA. Its product is annotated as xanthine dehydrogenase-like. Lineage: Eukaryota; Metazoa; Arthropoda; Insecta; Diptera; Culicidae. The record is from RefSeq and is a predicted model, not a curated record. The transcript has 3 exons. Bases 1 to 4020 code for a protein of 1339 amino acids. Gene Ontology annotation, molecular function: 2 iron, 2 sulfur cluster binding; iron ion binding; xanthine dehydrogenase activity.